Molecule: messenger RNA, 7921 nt
Organism: Tachysurus fulvidraco (yellow catfish)
Lineage: Eukaryota; Metazoa; Chordata; Actinopteri; Siluriformes; Bagridae
Gene: tjap1
Product: tight junction associated protein 1 (peripheral)
Exons: 10
Coding region: 626-2677 (683 amino acids)
Biological process (GO): Golgi organization
Cellular component (GO): trans-Golgi network
Source: RefSeq, a predicted model, not a curated record
CUCAACGCGCACUGCGUGGGGAUUCCUCAGGAUUACCCGGCGUGCCUCGCGGGAAAGAUGGCGCUGGGAGAGACGAAAGAAGGAUAACUUUCGUUCGGAUCCUAAACAACGUACGCUCAGUGAGAGCUGGAUUUCGGCGCAUUGGUCGUGUCUUUGGAAGCCAGUGAAGCAUGAACGGCGGACCUGGUGUCUUUACUAUCGCAGUAGAGAACCGAAAAUAACGUUAAAUGACGAAAUGCGGCUUCUGACGGUAGCAAAGUGUUAGUUAGCAAGCAGGCGGACUGGUGGUGCUGAGUGACUUAACACAGUGCACAAACUUUAUCACCGUGGCUUGGAGUACGGGCUUGUUCAUCUAAUCUGAUCGUCUGGUUCUCCACAACGACUUAGGAACAAAUAAUAGUCGGUCAUCAAUAGCCUGGGAGUUCACAUGCCAGGAGGAGAAGGGCAAGUUGGAGGAAGAGGAGAGCGAGAAGGAUUGAGUUUCCCUGGUUACCGGAGGGACACGUUCACUGCAAUGACUGGCGCUUGAGAAUGUCCUGGGCCUGACAACAACUGAAUCUCAGACACCACCACCUCACUUUUUGGGAUAAACCGUCAGUGUGUGGACAGAGACUGAGCUUCUAGAAUGAUGAGUGCAGCCCCAGCCCGCAAGCCGUACCGCAAGGCACCUCCGCAGCACCGUGAAACCCGGCAGAACCAUCCCAUUUUACGAGAGGACCUUACUGGCAGCCCCACAGCAAACUGUGACUCUCUGGCUCCAGCACAACAUGCCCCCAGCAAGGAGUCGGUUUCAGAUGCAGACAAAGUCAAGAUCUUACAACAGCAGAAUGAAGACCUGCGUCGCCAUCUCACACAUACCACCCACAAAAUGGAGGCAAUGGAGGCGGAGUUUGACAGCCGUCAACACUACAUGCAGACAGAGAUGGGCCGAACACGAGACGAUCUGGAGAAGAUGAAAGACAAGUUUCGAAGACUGCAGAACAGCUACACAGCCUCACAGAGAGCCAACCAGGAUUUGGAAGAAAAGCUUCAUGCCUUGCUCCGGAAAGUGGAAAGAGACAAGAAGACCAUGGAUCAAGAGAUAGUGGAGCUCACAAACAAGCUUGUGGAUGCUAAGAACACUAUUGACAAGCUAGAGGAACUAAAUGAACGUUAUCGGCAGGACUGCAAUUUGGCUGUGCAGUUGUUAAAGUGCAACAAGUCCCAUUUCAGGAACCACAAGUUUGCAGAUUUGCCAUAUGAACUGCAGGAGAUGGUGAAUAAGCACAUGAAAAGCAGUCUGCCUGACAAGACUCAGAGCCCUCAAGGAGCCCAUGGCCAAGACCCAGACACACUCAGUCUGACACCUGCUGAUGUGGUGCCCACGUCUGUUAUUGCACGGGUACUUGAGAAACCUGAACCCCUUGUUCUCAACUCUGCUCAGUCCAGCAGCAGUGGCCGCCCAGUGGCUGAGGAUGUGUUUGUCCAUGUGGAUAUGACUGGACCCCGAAAUGAGAGUGCUGGCCGAGAGAAUGGGGGUUCUGGUCAGACUAAGCUUAGUACCGGCACUGCAUCUGAGCAGUCGCAUCUUAAUGGUAUGUUCCAAAGUCCAGAAGGCCAGUCAGCUGACAGUGGGUCAGCACCAUCCUUUGAGAAGUUAAACCCCUACCCUACACCUCCUCCCCCACAUCCGCUCUAUCCUGGCCGCAAAGUGAUUGAGUUCUCUUCUGAUGAUAAGGUAAAGAUCCCUAAGAACAGCCCACUGCCCAACUGUACAUAUGCCACACGCCAGGCGAUAUCUCUUAGCUUGGUACAAAAUGAAGAGGAAGCUGGAGAACGGCAGCGUACUGUCCCCAACAGCCCUGCAGUGUCUGAUGGAGGUUGGCGAUCUGGAACCUCCUCAUCUUCAGGUGGAGGGCAUGUAUCGUACCCCAGGACACCUCAGCAGAGUGAUUUCACUGACCCUUUGUCUAGCCAGUCAAGUCCAUUCAGCAGCCCGCCACAGCCACCGAGUGCCUUUGCCAGUUCAGGUAGCUCUGAGGAGGACUUGCUUACCAACUGGCAACGAAUGUUUGUAGAAAAGAUCGCACCAGCCUCAGAAGGGACCCUGGUUAAUCGCACCUCCUUCAGCAGUGAGACUGUAAAGGAACUCCAGAAGAGUCGCAGCGGCAAGUCCGGUAGAGGAGCUUCAGACCGAGGUAUCCUGCGUGGGGCCUACUCUGAUGGAGAAGAGGGCUCCUCUACGCAAAGUUGGACAGCCAGCAGAGAGUCCAGCCUGGAUACUGAUACAAGCAGCAUUGCAGACCUGCGCACAAAAAGGGGUGAGUAUGGUGCUACCUUUUCUCAAGAGGAAAGUGAGCAACUGCUGAUGGCUCUUGACAAUGAUGAUGGUGCCAGUGGUGACACAAUGGUCAUGGCGGAGUCCAGCCCAGUCUCUUCCAAGCAGCAGGGGUUUUCUGAAGAUGGUGGGUCUGUAGGCAGCCCAGCCGAAGAGCGAGACAUCCUUCCACAGGACUUACCCAUCAUCAGCCCCAGGGUCCUUGCUGGCUUGGAGGAUUACACAGAAAAGCCUCCUGCUCACCGUCACCAUAGUGGCCCCAACCGACCUCAGAAGAGCCCCAAAAGGAUGGGGGUCCAUCACCUGCACAGGAAGGAUAGUCUUACCAGGGCUCAAGAGCACGGAAACCUGCUGGACUGAGAAAGAGGCCUAGCCCCUUGCUCCUUAUUUCACCUACAGUGCUCUUCUGCUUGUUAGCUCACAAGUCUUACCAGGCCACAAAAGGAAGCAGGAAUCAUAUAGUGACUGAUCAACUAAUACCCAGGCUGCUUUCCUUUUAUGGGUUAUUACUGUAACACUUGAGCCACUUCUCAGAAGCAAGAAGUUCACUUAGUUAUGGUAUUUAUAUUACAGAUUAAGGUGGUCAUCAUACCUUUAAAGAAGUCUGUACUUCAGUCAUCCUUUAAGAAUGUGAGAGCAUGUAAGAAGUUAAUUUUUCCAUGCUCCAACAUCUUCAGGACAUCUUCAAGCUGUGGUGUAAUUAUGAGAUGAAUCAGGAUAUAGCCAUAUAGACACCUCUGUAUUUGGCCAAUGUAAUGUAAUGGGGGAGAUCCAAAUGAAAUAGCACUGUAACUUGUUGCUGUAAGGUACUGAAAUACCACAGAAACUGGAAGAAAGUCCCCUUUUCUGUUGCAGGGUUUCAGCGUGAGAGCUGUCUAUCUUUAAAGAUUAAAGAAUGAGUUGGUGCUCUAGACUGAGAUCCAGAUACCGUUGUAUGGUUUGGAUUAUGCAGGUUUCGUGAGAUCCAGUGGAUUUUAAACUUUCAGUGCCUAACCCUUUUUAAUGACUAAAGUUUUCCCAUCAACCUUUAAAAAGUAUUGCUCCUUAUGUCUACUUUCAGUUUAUGUCAGAACUAAGAAUUCCAUCUCACUUCACAACUACCAAACUAACAAACACCAAUUUUUAUUGAGCUGCCAGAGUAAUUUAUGAUCCAAAAUAAUUUUUUUUACUAUGAAAGUUCCUGGUAUGUGGCGAAGGUCCAUAAGAGCAUUUCUUGGUAACUCCCACUCACAAUGAGAGUCUGUGGAAUAGAAUUGGAUGUCUUGUAUAACUACUAAAUCUUUUAAAUCUUAAACAUUCUACUGAUGUUUGUUUUUGAAAUAUAGUUAGACAAAAUUUAGACCUAAAUCUGAGCUUUGGUUAUCUAUCUUUCCCCUCUGAAGAAUGUGUGGAUUUGUUCAGCAUUUAUUUAAUUUCAUUUGUUUCUUCAGGAUUCAGUAUGAGCAAGAAAACAUCACACGCUAGGAUUCCAGUGAAAGCAAGAUUGUUAUUUAUUGGUGUCCAAUCACGUAGGUAGUCAUCCGUUUUCAUAGCUGUUGCCAACAGAGAAAUUUUACUCACUACAAUUUAAUGUAUUUUAAACAAUACAAAUGGCUGUCAGGAUAUUUAAAAAUUUCUCAAUGCCAUUAAAAAUGUCCAUGCUAUUUUUAUCAAAUGUAGGCCAAAGGAAAUCUUCAUUUCAAGCUCACCAACUGGUAAAAUAACAGUAUGUCACUUGAUGUAUGUUAAGGGCUCCUGAUGGACGCAUGCAACUGGUGCUAUAUCUUAUUUUCCCCAAAUGUUUGAGAUAUUUUCAAAGAAACUCUGAAUCACUAUUAAAUUGUCACAACUUGGGUAUUCUAAAAUAUUGACAUCUUAGUAUUAAUCUAAUCUUAGUAGUUCAGCAUUUAUUGAUAAAUAUUGGCCUAUGCUAGAACGUAAAAAUACACAAAAGAGCCUUCUCCUCUUUACCUCCAUACUAAAUACGGCAGUCGACGCAUCAAUCUGGAACGACUGCCUUUGUCUAUUAAUUGGCACUCCAUGGAACUGUCUGGGAGUUUAUUACAGUGAAAUAAAAUCUAUCAAUAUGUUUGAGUUAGUGGUCAUUAAAGUUAGUAUUUAAUUAACAUGAUGUCAGUUGAUUAUUUAUUUUUAUAAAUUCUUAAGAAACGUCAUUUAAAAGUAUACAUUUGUCUGUUUUGGAGUGCGAACCAUUCUGUAGCUGAGACCAUUUCUUUGGAGUUACAGUGCACUACAUGGGUCCUACAAUGUCAGCAUUACAUGCCUUUAUUUAGUUCAUAUACAGUCAGGUAUAUAAAUAUAUAGGAAAUUGACAAAGUUGUUAUUUUAGCAAUUUUUAUUGUCUAAGACAAUAUAUUGCAGUUGAAUUGCAGUUACAUUAGAAACAUUAGCUGAAGGUUCUGACAUAAUUGCAGAUUUAAUUUGAGUCUAUUUACAUCCAAAUCUGGUGAAUGAUGCAGGAAUAAAAAAAAACUUGUAUAUGUCCUAUAAGGGACCAGAUUUAAUUGGACUGUAUUGGACUAGUAACACACCAGCUCCAUAGCAACAUGUUAUAUUUCCUCAUCAUUUCAAUUAAAAGUAAGCAGGUAAAAAAAUGAUUUCAAGUGUAGUAUUUGCAUUUGAUUUUCUUUUCUUCUCCAUACUAACUUUCAGUAUGAAAAGAAUUGAAAGUUAGUUAGAACUGAACAUGAUCCAAUGCACACCACCUCAUCUUAUGGCAUGGACGUGUAGGGCUGAGGCUACUUGUAGAAGGUGCUGUAAUUCCUACACUGUUCACCUGAUUUAGAUGCAAAUUCCCUUUUAUUAAAGCUGAACUUUAUGUAAUAUCAGCUGCAAUACACUGUGGUAGAUAAUUAAAAGAAUACACACGAACUCUACCCCAACCAGCUAACAACAGUACUGUGUAUACAGCAUCAGUGCCAUUCUUCCAGAAUCUGAGUUAUGUUUAUGUACGUUGUAUCCAUCAGCAAGUUUUACGUAUUUAAAGACGAAUUUAUAUAUUUAAGGCAGUGUAUUAAAUGUUAACUGGUGAACUGGUCAGAAGUCAUCUCUGAAGUGUGGUGUUUCACAAGUAGAUCCUGAGUUUGUCCACAUUUUUCUUCUUGCAGUGUUGAACAUUAUAAUCUCAUUGUUAAACAAGACUCACACUGGUCAUGCAGUACGGAAAUCAUAUAAAGUGUCAUAUAUGGUAUACAUUAUAUUGCACAUGAACAUGAUUCAUAACCAUGUCAUUGUAAGACAUAUCAGUUUUCUUAAUGUGUAUUUCUCUAGUGGUUUAAGUUCUAUUGGAAGUGCCACCCAGUUCUGCGCUUCUUGAAUGUGUCCCCUUCAUGACCAGCCUGCAUACAGAAUAUGUUCACAUUCUGGUUUUCCUCGGCUUUACACUUUAUUCCUAGUGUGGCCGAUCAAUCUCUCUUUUCCCCCCUCUGUAUGUACCUCAAAGAGCCCAUAAUGAGUAGAACUAUAACUAGCCCCUGUGCUGAAUAUUUGAUGUCUUCUCAUGUUUGAAAAUAGCUUAGUGGUCCUGAAAGGAGCGGGAGAGACAAAGAACAGUCUGUCAGAGUCUUACACGUGAAAACGGACGUUCUUAAAUAUUUUAGGACCUCAUCAGCGAAUUAGACGAGUUCGUGCAAAUACAAAAAAAAGAGCGAGAGAAAGAGAAGGACGGCGAAGAUAAAGUGCACCUCUGUAAUUCAUGUGGUUAACACAAGAUGAAUGAAAGAACGAAGAUGAAUGUCUAAUGCGCCGGGUAUAUAAAUAGACUUUAAUAUAUGAUGUGUUAGAAGUGUAAUGACUUGCUAUCAUUACUAUAAUUGAGUUUGUAAUUGAUUGACAGUUCCUUUCUUUGAUCCACUGUGACCUCUUUGAAGGUGAGGGAAAGCAAAGUGUUGACAAAGUUGAGUAGGCUUUUAUUUUUUCUUCAAUCAAGCUUGCAGGCACAUCUUAAACAUGACGCCCACAUUUACCCUCCCUUUAACCUUCAAGAUAUUAUUUUCCAUUAAUAAUUAUUUCUUCCAUUUAUUCAUGAUUCUAUUAACAUCUACAUUUUUAUUUUUCGAUUCGAUAUUGGACUAACUUUAGCCUGUUACUUUAGAAAAGGAAAAUGUAGAUACUUAGGGAUGUGCCUUCAGUCUAUUUUAAUACUUGAAUAGCUGUAAGAGCUGACGGACGGAUAUUCUUCUAAUCGUUAGGAGAGAAGAAAAACAUUUUACCGUGCAGUUAAACUUUCCUCCUGUUGUUGGCAUUGCACGUGUUUUGGUUGAACAGACAUCAUACUGAUACGUAAGAUAUGUAACAAAAUUGUUAAAUACACAGCAGCAGUUUUAUUGAAUGUCAGCUGAAUAUCCUUGGAGCCCAAAUGCUACAGCAUGUCACGCUGGCAUUCUCAAGAUCUACCUACUAGAUUUCAUUGGAUUAAGGUGAUCACAGUGGUAAUGCAUGUUUAUAUGAAACUGUCUAAAGAUAUUUACAAAGUAGAGCCUAUUAGCUAAAGCAGUGAAUGAAACGUAUGUGAAAGCAGCACGAGAGCAGCGACUGGUGUAAACUGUACUGCGCCGUGUAAUGGUUGUUACGAGAAUGUGUCACUUCUGGUGUAAAACAGGCUUAAUCUGAGGCGUACCUGAUUAGUGUCCACUGAAGUGAAAUGAUUCAUGCUAAAUGUUCUUAGAAAUAUAUUCGCUCUUAUCCCACAGCCUUCAUAUCUAACCACAUGCAUGAAGGAAAGCAAUGGUCCACUCACCUCCAACUUGAACAACACUAUAGUGCUGUGCUCCGCAUCAGAAUAUUGCCUGACACGGUUUUUCUUUUUCUUUUGUAUACUUCUCACUGAUGUCAUUUGGACUUUAGGCAUAAUGAACGCCUGACUAGUGAUUUUAGUAUUCGAAUACUGCUGCCUCAAAUAGCUAACACAGUAAUCGAAUAACGAUUCAAACAGCUGAACUUGACAUUUACUGGAUAAUUUACAGUAUUUCUUUUAUUACUUUUGUUUUCCGGUUAUGGUCACUUGACUUCUAUGUUCCAAACGUGGCCUAUUUUUUCUAUUAGUGCUAGCUUGAAGCCGUGCUCUGUAAAUAUUCACAUGUAUUUGAAAUACCAAAAGGGUGUCAAUGCAUCCAAAAACACCGUCACUCAAAAAUAAUGAAGAAUCUAUUUCAUGUUAAUGACUCAGGCACAUUUCAAACACAACUUCUGUUUAGCUAUGUGGUUUGUCACUGUAAAAUCUGUCUGUCCACAUGCUUGCUUAUUUUUGGCGUGUAUUCGUUUGGUGUGUACAAAUCGUGCUUCCUCUUUCCUCGGUCUGACUGAAGAGAGAUGGUGCUUCUGUCAUUCAUGUUAGUUCUUUUAAAUGGGUUUUAUUUGUUUCCCCAUUACCCUCCUGUGCAAUGUCUUCUUUAUUUAAAUGUUACUUGAGAUUUGACUGUGUAAAUAUUUGUUAGUGAAGUAGCGACACCUUGUAUGAUUUUUUUUUCUUCCUGUAAAAAAAUGACCUUAAAAAGGGAGAAAAAUUCUACAAAAAAAAAGACUGUUAUACUCAACUAAUUUUAUCUUCUUGAUUUGUAAACUGAUGUAUAUUUUAAAGCAAAUAAACCUAUUUUAAAUCUAAAA